This is a messenger RNA of Lycium ferocissimum, 1316 nucleotides long. Its product is annotated as peroxidase 42. The transcript is spliced from 4 exons. The record is from RefSeq and is a predicted model, not a curated record. Gene Ontology annotation, biological process: response to oxidative stress; hydrogen peroxide catabolic process. The coding region runs from base 47 to 1027 and encodes 326 amino acids. NCBI's taxonomy places the organism in Eukaryota, Viridiplantae, Streptophyta, Magnoliopsida, Solanales, Solanaceae. Gene Ontology annotation, molecular function: peroxidase activity; heme binding.
ACAAGGUCCACUGCCAUUUUAGUGUGUCUCUGCUGAGUAAAGAAAAAUGGCUUCCAAAUUUCUCUUUUUCUUUGCUAUCCUCUUCUUUUCAGCUGUCUCUGCUUUUGCAGAUGACAGUCCUAGUCUUGUAAUGGACUACUACAAGGACACUUGCCCUCAAGCUGAAGAAAUCAUCAGAGAGCAAGUCAAGCUUCUCUACAAACGCCACAAGAACACUGCAUUUUCUUGGCUCAGAAACAUUUUCCAUGACUGCUUUGUUGAGUCAUGUGAUGCUUCAUUGUUGCUGGACUCAACAAGGAGGAUGCUGUCAGAGAAGGAGACAGACAGGAGUUUUGGUAUGAGAAACUUCAGAUACAUUGAGACUAUUAAGGAAGCUGUUGAAAGGGAGUGUCCUGGCGUUGUUUCCUGUUCUGAUAUUCUUGUUUUGUCUGGUAGAGAUGGCAUUGUUGCUCUAGGAGGGCCACACAUCCCACUCAAAACAGGAAGAAGAGAUGGAAGGAAGAGCAGAGCAGAUAUUCUUGAACAACACCUCCCAGACCACAAUGAAAGCAUGAGUGUUGUUCUUGAUAGGUUUGCCAACAUUGGAAUCAACACUCCUGGAGUUGUUGCCUUGCUAGGGGCACACAGUGUGGGAAGAACACACUGUGUGAAGUUGGUUCACCGUUUGUAUCCAGAAGUAGACCCUCAGCUGAACCCAGAUCAUGUACCCCACAUGCUCAAGAAGUGCCCUGACCCAAUUCCAGACCCAAAGGCUGUGCAGUAUGUGAGAAAUGACAGAGGCACCCCCAUGAAGCUAGACAACAACUACUACAGGAACAUAUUGGACAACAAGGGCUUGAUGUUAGUUGACCACCAACUAGCAACAGACAAGAGGACUAAGCCCUAUGUAAAGAAAAUGGCAAAGAGCCAAGAUUAUUUCUUCAAGGAAUUUUCAAGAGCCAUCACUAUUCUUUCUGAGAACAAUCCACUCACUGGGACAAAGGGUGAAAUCAGAAAGCAGUGCAAUCUUGCCAACAAGCUCCACUAAAGAUCUUGCCUUUGCUUGCUAUGUGGUUGUACUCAUUUAUCACUUUUACCCUUCCUUUGUGUAUAGGUUGAGGGAGUGGACAGUGAAAAAUGAUAGGAAUAAGAUGGUUUUAAUAUCUAAGUGUUGUAAGUUUGUGUGGUGGGCAUGAAAGUGGUGGUGACCAUGUUCAUUACAUUCCAUGUUCUGUUUGUAAAAUUUACUGUUUUAGCUACCCUCUUAAGUUAUAAUGAGCUUCAUGUUGGUAUUUGGCCAUGGUUGAAUUGAAAGAGGUGUUAAUUUGAUGUGUUUA